UAGGGAGGAAGGAAUCCACCCCCCACCCCCCCACCCCCCAAACCCUUUUCUUCUUCCCUGAGAUCGGACGUUGGAGCACUAAAUGAACUUGAAUCGUGUCUGUGGCGAGCAGGAUGGUUGCCGUUACUCUGUGAUGCGAUCGGGGAUGAAUUGCUCGCUUUAAAAAUGCUGCUUUGGAUUUUGUUGCUGGAGACGUCUCUUUGUUUUGCCGCUGGAAACGUGACAGGGGACGUUUGCAAAGAGAAGAUCUGUUCUUGCAAUGAGAUAGAAGGGGACCUACACGUAGACUGUGAGAAGAAAGGCUUUGCAAGUCUGCAGCGUUUCACCGCCCCGACCUCUCAGUUCUACCAUUUAUUUCUGCACGGCAAUUCCCUCACUCGACUUUUCCCCAAUGAGUUCGCUAACUUUUACAAUGCGGUUAGUUUGCAUAUGGAAAACAAUGGCUUGCAUGAAAUCGUUCCGGGGGCUUUUCUGGGGCUGCAGCUAGUGAAGAGGCUGCAUAUCAAUAAUAACAAGAUCAAGUCUUUUCGAAAGCAGACUUUUUUGGGGCUGGACGAUCUGGAAUACCUCCAGGCGGAUUUUAAUUUAUUAAGGGAUAUAGACCCAGGGGCUUUCCAGGACUUAAACAAGCUGGAGGUUCUCAUUUUAAAUGACAACCUCAUCAGCACCUUGCCUGCCAAUGUGUUCCAAUAUGUGCCCAUCACCCACCUCGACCUCCGGGGAAAUCGGCUGAAAACGCUGCCCUAUGAGGAGGUCUUGGAGCAGAUCCCGGGCAUCGCCGAGAUCCUGCUAGAGGAUAACCCUUGGGACUGCACCUGCGAUCUGCUCUCCCUGAAAGAAUGGCUGGAGAACAUUCCCAAAAACGCUCUGAUCGGCCGAGUGGUCUGCGAAGCCCCCACCAGACUGCAGGGGAAAGACCUCAAUGAAACUACUGAGCAGGACUUGUGUCCUUUGAAAAACCGAGUGGAUUCUAGUCUGCCGGCGCCCCCUGCCCAAGAAGAGGCCUUCGCUGCUCCUGGUCCCCUGCCAACUCCUUUCAAGACAAAUGGAGCCGAGGACCACGCCACCCCAGGGGCUGCUCCAAAUGGAGGUACAAAGAUUCCUGGCAACUGGCAGAUCAAGCCCACCGCCCCAAUCGCCACCGGUGGCGCCCGAAACAAACCCUCAGGCAAUGCCCUGCCCUGCCCGGGGGGCUGCAGCUGCGACCACAUCCCCGGGGCGGGCUUAAAGAUGAACUGCAACAACCGGAACGUGAGCAGUUUGGCUGAUUUGAAGCCUAAACUCUCCAACGUGCAAGAGCUCUUCCUGCGCGACAAUAAGAUCCACAGCAUUCGCAAAUCCCACUUUGUGGAUUACAAGAACCUCAUUCUGUUAGAUCUGGGCAACAAUAACAUCGCCAGCGUGGAGAACAACACUUUCAAGAACCUUCUGGAUCUCAGGUGGCUCUACAUGGAUAGUAACUACCUAGACACGCUGUCCCGGGAGAAAUUCGCCGGAUUGCAGAAUCUAGAAUAUUUGAACGUGGAAUACAACGCGAUCCAGCUCAUCCUCCCCGGCACUUUCCACGCUAUGCCCAAACUGAGGAUCCUCAUUCUCAACAACAACUUGCUGCGCUCCCUUCCGGUGGACGUGUUCGCGGGGGUCUCGCUUUCCAAGCUCAGCCUGCACAACAAUUACUUCAUGUACCUCCCGGUGGCAGGGGUGCUGGACCAGUUAACCUCCAUCAUUCAGAUCGACCUACACGGAAACCCCUGGGAGUGCGCCUGCACCAUUGUGCCUUUCAAACAAUGGGCAGAACGCCUGGGCUCCGAAGUGCUGAUGAGCGACCUCAAGUGCGAGACGCCCGUGAACUUCUUCAGGAAGGAUUUCAUGCUCCUCUCCAAUGACGAGAUCUGCCCCCAGCUGUACGCCAGGAUCUCGCCCACGUUAACUUCGCACAGUAAAAACAGCACCGGGUUGGCGGAGACCGGGACGCAUUCCAACUCCUACCUAGACACCAGCAGGGUGUCCAUCUCCGUGUUGGUCCCGGGACUGCUGCUGGUAUUUGUCACCUCCGCCUUCACCGUGGUGGGCAUGCUCGUGUUUAUCCUGAGGAACCGGAAGCGCUCCAAGAGAAGGGACGCCAACUCCUCAGCGUCCGAAAUCAAUUCCCUCCAGACCGUGUGUGACUCUUCCUACUGGCACAAUGGGCCUUACAACGCUGAUGGAGGCCACCGGGUGUAUGACUGUGGCUCUCAUUCGCUCUCAGACUAAAAUCCCCAGCCCCACGUGGGGAGGGGGGAGGGAAGCCUGGAGAUGUCCACCCUCCCCACCACCACCACUGCUGCCAGCAUCUCAGGAGGUAGCAGAGCAUUGACCCAAAUCUAGGGUGCCCCAAGCCUCGAUGAGCCUAAGCGAACGAUUAGGAACUCACUCAGCUGAGCGGCCUUGACCCUUUCGCUCCCCCGUCGAGACAAACAAGAAAGCAAGCAGACUGUGCAGAGCUGGGAGAACUGAACUAGCUUGCUCUUUUAGCUCUGAGCUCCUUUUUGAAUGCAAGCCCACCCAGCUGCAGGGUGCUACAAGAAGAAUGGGGUGCCCCGCCCCUGGCCUAAGGACCUGUGGGGUGACUUGCCAUGGUCCUAUACAUAUAUACAUAUAUUCUCCACGUCUAUAUAGAGAGAUCAAUAUCUAUUUUUCCCCCCUUGUGGAUAGCCCGUCCGAUGGCUCCCUGUUGACUAUGCAGGGUUGGGCAGUUGCACGAAGGCAUGAAUGUAUUGUAUAUAGAGAACUUUGACU
Dipodomys ordii (Ord's kangaroo rat) is the source of this 2778-nucleotide messenger RNA. It is a transcript of the gene Slitrk1, whose product is annotated as SLIT and NTRK-like family, member 1. The record is from RefSeq and is a predicted model, not a curated record. Gene Ontology annotation, molecular function: protein binding. The transcript has a single exon. Gene Ontology annotation, cellular component: postsynaptic density membrane; GABA-ergic synapse; glutamatergic synapse. Gene Ontology annotation, biological process: axonogenesis; regulation of presynapse assembly; positive regulation of synapse assembly. Bases 166 to 2253 code for a protein of 695 amino acids. Lineage: Eukaryota; Metazoa; Chordata; Mammalia; Rodentia; Heteromyidae.